AUAAACUUCAGAUUGGCAUAAUGGAAAAAGAAGAGGAGAAUAAGCAACCUAAGCAGGAACGAGAUGAUGAGUAUGAUAUGAAAGAAGACCAAGAAGCUGUUUUCGAGCCUGCCAAUGACAGUAAAGAUCAUGAUAAAAGCCAUAACAGCGGUAAAAGUAAACGUAAUGGAUACAUGAAAGAUGCAGAUGGGUCUCCUCGUCUAAGCAAUGAACCUCCCAAGCUAAUCAUUGAUGGUCGUCAAGAUGACAAGCCUAAAACCGAUCGUAAAGACAAUCCUCAGCACGGCACUUCUGGAAUGCCAUUUGAUGCAGGCUCCAUUGACAGUCCUAAAAGCUCUGCCAAGCUCCAGAAGAAGCCUGAUGAUGCCAAUGCUUCUCAUGAGAAGAAUAACACUGAGAAGUCUUUGAAUUCGAAGCAUGACUCUAAAGAUGACUUGGGGUGGAAUGAAGACUCCAAAAACAAUGAAGAUGAAAAGAACGACGAAGAACGGUCGCUGCUGUACCCUGACAACAACGCCAACAUUUACAAAGAAGACAACAAAGGUCCUCCCAACGACGAUGAAGUCGACUUCAGGAGGCCCAGCACACAGCCUGAGCUGCCCAAGAACCUCGGAAAGAAAACUGAAGAAGACACCAAGUCUGAAGCCGACGAUGGCGAGAAAGAACUCACCGAGUGUCAGAAGAAGUCGAUUGCCUUCCUUGACAGCUGGCAGUGGGGAGUCUUCAUGACCGUGGUCACGGUGUACACACUCUUCUUUGACGACAUCAGGAUCAUCCUCAUUCCCAAGGCAGCUGAUGACGCCUUCUACACGAUCACGGUGCUGUGUUUCUUGCUGUUUCUGUUCGAAAUCAUUUUGUCUUCGGUGACAAAGCCAGGGUACUGGCUGUCGUUCUUCUUCUGGCUGGACAUCCUGGCCACUUUCUCGAUGGUCUUCGACAUCGGUUGGAUCAUGGAUCAGUUCAACAACGCAAGUCAGGCUGACAGUGCAGGCUCUCUUGCUCAGUCAAGUCGAGCAGCCAGAGUCACGCGUAUUGUGAGACUCGUGCGGCUGAUCCGGCUGGUCAGGAUUGUCAAGCUGUACAAGCAAGCUAAGAUCGCUCAAGAGAAGCGAGAAGAAGCCAAGCUCAAGAAACUCCGAGAAGAACGAGGCAAGUUCGAAGAGGAAGAAGAAAGCACUCAGAACCUCACCAAGCGUCAGAAACUCCAGAGACAGAAAACCAUCGCUAGAGGCGCAGAAGACAUUGACAUCGACGAGUUCCAGCUAGAGUCCAAGAUUUCGAAGACACUGUCCGAGAAGAACCAGAAGAUCCUGAUUAUAUUGAUUUUGUCGACGCUGUUUGGAACACCGAUGUUUCAGAGGAACACGUAUGUGCAACCAAUUCCGGCGCCAGAGUUUGGUCUCGACCACCUCAUGCUUAUCUACAAAAGCUACGAUGCAUUAAAUACUUCCAGUCAGGAGGUAUAUAACACCUCAUACUCUGAGUAUGUUCUUCAGAUGAAAGACUAUGAAUAUCCCUUGAUUGAAUUAGAAGUACCUGUAUUCGGCCAAACUAAAUACAAUGAUGCUAAAGGAGAUUUAAGAAGUGAUGAGUUUACUGUUAUUACAAGUUCUAACGACUCGAAGGCGACUUACAGUGUGAAGACAUUUAACCAAUAUGAAGCUAUGAUUAACAUUGCUAGAACCAUCAUGGUUUGCAUCCUCCUUGUUGUCUCAAGUUAUAUCAUAAACCGUGAUGCCACGAGGCUGGUGCUUGAUCCAAUAGAGCGAAUGGUUGAACGUGUUAGAAUUGUUGCUAAAAAUCCUAUGGCCUUAUGUUCUGAAGAAGAAAUUGAGAAUGAAGGAGCAUUGGCUUUGGUCAAAAGUCAACAGAAAAAGAAGAAAAAGACAGAAGAAGACCAUAAGAAUGAAACAGCUUUCCUUGAAGCCUCACUAUUCACUAUUGGAAGACUGCUAGGUCUUUGUUUCGGGGAAGCAGGAGCUAGAAUUAUCGGAAAUAACAUUGCAUCUUCAGAAAUUGGAAGUGACUUUAACCCAGUCAUUCCUGGGUCAAAAGAAAUGGCAAUUUUUGGUUUCUGUGAUAUCCGAGGAUUCGCAGAUGCCACAGAAGCUCUUGAAGAAGAUGUCAUGAAAUUUGUCAACCAGAUAGCAGAGAUUGUUCAUUCAGAAUGUGAUCUCCAUCAAGGUUCAUCGAACAAAAACCUUGGUGAAGCUUUUCUGAUGGUCUGGAAAUUCCCAAGAGAUGAUAUUGAUUCAUUUGAUGAGGAAUUGUCAAUUAGACCAGAUAAUAAAUACUGAAAUAAUCUUGCAGAUCUAGCAGUUUUAGGUUUCCUCAAAGCUAAUGCUGGAGUUAACAAGUUUAAACACUUACUUGAAUACAAUAAAAAUGAGAAAAUGCUUGAGAGGAUUCCAAAUUACAAGAUAAACAUGGGCUUUGGGCUUCAUGUGGGAUGGGGAAUUGAAGGAGCUAUCGGAUCACCAUACAAAAUAGAUGCAUCAUAUCUCAGCCCAAAUGUAAAUAUUGCAGCUAGGUUAGAGGCAGCUACUAGACAAUAUGGAGUUUCGAUUUUGAUCUCAGGUGAACUUCAAGAUUUAUUAACAGAACCAAUGAAAGAAAUAACUAGAUUGAUAGAUAUUGUCACUGUAAAAGGAAGUGCUGUCCCUAUGAAAUUUUAUACUAUAAACCUAAAGCUUUGUUGAUUAGAUCCAGUGCAGCAUCCUUUGGAAGGCAUGUCUGCAACUCAAAAGAAAGAAAAGAGGACAGAAGCAAGGAAAAACCUCUUCACUCAGAUCACUAACAACAUUAUCUCAACUGAGGAUCUUCUGAAUGAGUAUGAAGAUAUCAACAAAAUGAUGAAUGAUCAUAACAGUAACGAUGAGGAAUUCAAAAGGCUUUAUCAGCAAGCCUUUGAGCAGUAUAUUCAAGGCAACUGGAGAGAUGCCUUAAAGAUAUUUGAGGCUUGCCGAGAAAUCAACCCUGAAGAUGGCCCUGUAAGAACACUUAUUCACUACAUUGAGUCAUAUAAUAACCAAGCACCUGACGAUUGGGAAGGAUUCAGAAAACUUACUAGGAAGACUUAG
Molecule: messenger RNA, 3080 nt
Organism: Moneuplotes crassus
Lineage: Eukaryota; Ciliophora; Spirotrichea; Euplotida; Euplotidae
Source: the annotation of a GenBank genome assembly